Molecule: messenger RNA, 6630 nt
Organism: Arvicola amphibius (Eurasian water vole)
Lineage: Eukaryota; Metazoa; Chordata; Mammalia; Rodentia; Cricetidae
Gene: Unc13c
Product: unc-13 homolog C
Exons: 32
Coding region: 4-6630 (2208 amino acids)
Biological process (GO): synaptic vesicle maturation; presynaptic dense core vesicle exocytosis; synaptic vesicle priming
Cellular component (GO): presynaptic membrane; synaptic vesicle membrane; neuromuscular junction
Molecular function (GO): diacylglycerol binding; phospholipid binding; calcium ion binding
Source: RefSeq, a predicted model, not a curated record
UCCAUGGUGGCCAGUCUCUUCAAGAGCUCGAUUUUAGCUUAUCUACAUAAGCUUUGCAAAGGAAUGUUUACAAAGAAAUUGGGAAAUACAACCAAAAAGAAAGAGAAUCGUCAGCAGAAAAAAGAUCAAGAUUUUUCGACUGCUGGCCACACCAAACCCCCUAAAUUGUCUAAUGCCCUUAAAAGCACUGUAAAAAAGAUUGCAAAGUGCUCAUCCACUCGUAACUUCUCCAUAGAAGACGAGGAAGGCCAAAAGGACUUCUCCCUGUCACCCACAUUCAGUUACCGAGUUGCCAUCGCCAAUGGCCUGCAAACAGCUCUGACCAGCAGUGAUGAGGACCUGCCGCAGGAGCUGUCCUCCGCUGAGAGCUCCUACUCUGAAUCCUUCAAGGAGCUAAGGAGCAGCACCGAAAACCAGGCCCAGUCAACAUACACCAUGCCUGUCAGACGGAACAGGAAGAGCUCAAGCAGCUUGGCGCCCUCCGAGGGCAGCUCAGAUGGGGAGCGCACCCUCCACACCUUAAAACUGGGUGCUUUACGGAAACUGAGGAAAUGGAAGAAGAGCCAAGAGUGUGUCUCCUCAGACUCUGAGUUGAGCACCGUGAAGAAAACCUGGGGCAUACGAAGCAAAUCUUUAGACAGAACUGCCCGGAACCCAAAGACAAAUGUCUUGGAGCCAGGGUUCAGCUCCUCUGGGUGCAUUAGCCAAACCCAUGAUGUCAUGGAAAUGAUCUUUAAAGAGCUUCAGGGAAUCAGUCAGAUUGAAACCGAACUUUCCGAACUCCGAGGGCACGUGAAUGCUCUCAAGUACUCUAUCGAUGAAAUCUCCAGCAGCGUGGAGGUUGUCCAGAGUGAGAUCGAGCAGCUGCGCACGGGCUUUGUCCAGGCGCGGAGGGAAACUAGGGACAUCCACGAUUACAUUAAGCAUUUGGGUCAUAUGGGGAGUAAGGUGAGCCUGAGGUUUUUAAACGUGCCCGAAGAAAGAUUUGAAUAUGUUGAAAGUGUGGUGUACCAAAUUCUUGUAGAUAAAAUGGGUUUCUCAGAUGUACCGAAUGCUAUUAAAAUUGAAUUUGCCCAGAGGAUAGGACAGCAAAGGGAUUGCCCAAAUGCAAAGCCUCGGCCCAUCUUAGUGUACUUCGAAACCCCUCAGCAAAGGGAUUCUGUCUUAAAGAAAUCAUAUAAGCUCAAAGGCACGGGCAUUGGGAUCUCCACAGAUAUUCUGACUUAUGACGUCAGAGAAAGGAAAGAGAAAGGGGGCUUACCUUCUUCCCAGACAUACGAGAGCAUGGACAUGAAGUUAUCCAUGCCAGAGCCCAAAGCUAAGAAGAAUGCUUGGCUGUCACCCAACGACAGUGACAGAGAUCUAGAGUCUGACGCCAGCAGAAGCAGCUAUGCAGACUCUCCCGCAAAAGGAAGCACUUCUAAGUCCAGCUCAAAGUCACACAGUGCUCGUUCUAAGAACAAAGCGACUAACAACAGAACAUCACAUAAGUCAGACUCGGAUAAACGGCCCUCACAGCUGCCGGCCUCGAACACCGCUGAAAAGCAAACAGCCCAUUAUGUGGAAGCCACGCCACUCUGGCACUCACAGAGUGACUUUUUCACGCCUAAACUUAGUCGUUCUGAAUCAGAUUUUUCCAAACUGUGCCAGUCUUAUUCAGAGGAUUUUUCUGAAAGCCAGUUUUUCUGUAGAACUAAUGGGAGCUCCCUCCUUUCCUCUUCCGACCGGGAACUUUGGCAGAGGAAGCAGGAGGGCAUGCCUGCCUUGUACCACAGUCCUCAGGACCAGGGCUUGGACAGGAGGAUCCCAGCAGCGGAAGGGCAGAGUGAAAUUGAGAACACGGAAACAGUGGACAGUGGGAUGAGUAACAGCAUGGCAUGUGCAUCUGCAGACCGCAGCAAUUACAGCGGGUCCCAGCUGUCACUGCAUGAGGACCUGUCUCCGUGGAAGGAGUGGAAUCAAGGCGAACAAGCCACUGAUGUGGGUUUAGAUUCCUCCACUCAGGAAGCUUUUGACUACGACACCAACAGUUUGUCUGACCAACAGCUGGAUGGCUUCAGCAAAGACCUAGAUGACCUAGGAAAGUGUCAUAGUGACCUGCAAGAUGACUCGGAAAGCUAUGAUUUAACCCAGGACGACAACUCCUCUCCGUGCCCUGGGUUGGACAAUGAACCCCAAGGUCAGUGGAUUGGCCCAUACGAUUCUUAUGGAAAAUCCAAUUCAAAUGAGCCGUGCCCCAACCAAAGCCAGCCAUCUAUGAUGUACCGAAGCCAAAGUGAAUUGCAAAGUGAUGAUUCGGAGGGUGCCCCGCCCAAGUCCUGGCACAGUCGUUUAAGCAUUGACCUUUCUGAUAAGACUUUCAAGUUCCCCAAAUUUGGAUCUACACUUCAGAGAGCGAAGUCAGCCCUGGAAGUGGUGUGGAAUAAGAGCACACAGAGUCUCAGUGGGUGUGAGGACAGUGGCUCUUCCUUAAUGGGGAGAUUUCGGACACUAUCUCAAUCCACAGCAAAUGAGUCGAGUACCACCCUUGACUCUGAUAUCUACACAGAGCCCUAUUACUACAAAGCCGAGGAAGAGGAGGACUACAGUGAGCCAGUGGCAGACAGUGAGACGGAUUAUGUCGAAGUGAUGGAGCAAGUCCUAGCUAAACUAGAAAACAGGACUAGUGUCACUGAAGUAGAUGAACACAUGAAAGACUAUGACCACCCUUCCUAUGAAACUCCUUACGAGACCCCACAAGACGAGGGCUAUGACGGGCAGGCAGAUGAUAUCAUUAGUGAAGGAGAACUAGAAACCUUGAAUGAACCAGCAGUUGAAAUGGAAUUAGCGGAAGAUGAAAACCAAAACCUCCCUGUAGAGCCCCCGGAGGUCAUGAAGCCAAAGAGAAUCCGACCGUCUUUCAAAGAAGCAGCUCUAAGGGCCUAUAAGAAGCAGAUGGCAGAGUUGGAAGAGAAGAUCCUGGCUGGAGACAGCAGCUCUGUGGAUGAAAAGGCUCGCAUAGUAAGUGGCAAUGAUUUGGAUGCUUCCAAAUUCUCCGCACUCCAGGUGUUUGGUGGGGCUGGCCGUGGACUCUAUGGAAUAGAUAGCAUGCCUGAUCUCCGCAGGAAAAAGACAUUACCUAUUGUACGGGAUGUGGCCAUGACCCUGGCUGCCCGGAAAUCUGGUCUGUCACUUGCCAUGGUCAUCAGGACAUCACUGAACAAUGAGGAGCUGAAAAUGCAUGUCUUCAAGAAGACCUUGCAGGCGUUGAUCUACCCCAUUUCUUCUACCACCCCACACAACUUUGAGGUCUGGACCGCUACCACACCCACCUAUUGCUACGAGUGUGAAGGGCUGCUGUGGGGCAUCGCGAGGCAAGGCAUGAAGUGUCUGGAGUGCGGGGUUAAAUGUCACGAGAAGUGCCAGGACCUCCUCAACGCUGACUGUCUGCAGAGAGCAGCAGAGAAGAGCUCCAAACAUGGUGCUGAGGACAAGACCCUGACCAUCAUCACAGCCAUGAAGGAAAGGAUGAAGAUAAGGGAGAGAAAUAGGCCAGAGGUGUUUGAAGUCAUUCAGGAAAUGUUCCAGAUCUCCAAGGAGGAUUUUGCCCAGCACACCAAGGCUGCCAAGCAGAGCGUGCUGGAUGGGACCUCUAAAUGGUCAGCAAAAAUAACCAUUACAGUGGUUUCUGCACAAGGCUUGCAGGCAAAAGACAAAACCGGAUCCAGUGACCCUUACGUGACAGUCCAAGUUGGCAAAAAUAAAAGAAGAACAAAAACCAUCUUUGGAAACUUGAAUCCAGUGUGGGAUGAGCGGUUUUACUUUGAGUGCCAUAACUCGACAGAUCGAAUCAAGGUCCGAGUAUGGGAUGAAGAUGAUGACAUUAAAUCCAGAGUGAAGCAGCACUUCAAGAAGGAGUCGGAUGACUUUCUGGGGCAGACGAUCGUGGAAGUCAGGACUCUGAGCGGUGAGAUGGACGUCUGGUACAACUUAGAGAAACGGACGGAUAAGUCAGCUGUGUCCGGGGCCAUCCGACUGAAAAUCAACGUGGAAAUAAAGGGAGAGGAGAAGGUGGCACCAUACCACAUACAAUACACUUGCUUACAUGAGAACCUGUUCCAUUACUUGACUGAAGUGAAGUCUAAUGGCCGUGUGAAAAUACCAGAGGUCAAAGGCGAUGAAGCCUGGAAGGUAUUCUUUGAUGAUGCUUCUCAAGAAAUCGUGGAUGAGUUUGCCAUGCGUUAUGGGGUUGAAUCCAUUUAUCAAGCUAUGACGCACUUUUCAUGUCUGUCUUCUAAGUACAUGUGCCCGGGUGUCCCUGCGGUCAUGAGUGCCCUGCUGGCGAACAUCAACGCUUUCUAUGCUCACACAACUGUCUCCACUAAUGUGCAGGUUUCUGCCUCGGAUCGCUUCGCCGCUACGAACUUUGGGAGGGAAAAAUUCAUAAAACUGCUGGACCAGUUGCAUAACUCCUUAAGGAUCGACCUGUCAAAGUACAGGGAAAACUUUCCCGCCAGCAGCAGCGAGAGACUGCAGGACCUGAAGUCCACUGUGGACCUGCUGACCAGCAUCACCUUCUUUAGGAUGAAGGUUCUGGAGCUGCAGAGCCCACCGAAGGCCAGCGCGGUAGUGAAGGACUGUGUCAGGGCCUGCCUGGAUUCUACAUACAAGUACAUCUUCGACAAUUGCCACGAACUCUACUCUCAGCUAAUAGACCCGAGUAAGAAGCAGGAUGUCCCUCGGGAGGACCAGGGACCAACCACCAAGAACCUGGACUUCUGGCCACAGCUGAUUACACUGAUGGUCACUAUUAUUGAUGAGGAUAAAACUGCCUACACCCCUGUUCUCAAUCAGUUUCCUCAAGAACUAAACAUGGGAAAGAUAAGUGCAGAAAUCAUGUGGUCUCUCUUUGCUCUCGACAUGAAAUAUGCUCUAGAGGAACAUGAGAAGCAGCGGUUAUGCAAGAGCACCGAUUAUAUGAAUUUGCAUUUCAAAGUGAAAUGGUUUUAUAAUGAGUAUGUACGAGAACUUCCUGCCUUCAAGGAUGCUGUUCCAGAAUAUUCCUUGUGGUUUGAGCCUUUCGUCAUGCAGUGGCUAGAUGAAAAUGAAGAUGUGUCCAUGGAGUUCCUUCAUGGAGCACUGGGAAGAGACAAAAAAGACGGAUUCCAGCAGACAUCGGAACAUGCCCUCUUCUCCUGUUCAGUGGUUGAUGUCUUCGCUCAGCUUAACCAGAGCUUUGAGAUCAUUAAGAAACUGGAAUGCCCCAAUCCUGAAGCCUUGUCCCACUUAAUGCGAAGGUUUGCAAAGACCAUCAAUAAGGUUCUGGUCCAGUACGCAGCCAUUGUAUCUAGUGACUUCAGCUCAUACUGCGAUCAGGAGGCUGUGCCCUGCAUCUUGAUGAACAACAUCCAACAACUGCGGGUCCAGCUGGAAAAGAUGUUCGAAUCCAUGGGCGGGAAAGAGCUAGACCCUGAAGCCAGCACCAUUCUAAAAGAACUUCAAAUUAAACUCAACGGGGUUCUGGAUGAGCUCAGCGUCACCUAUGGAGAAAGUUUCCAACUUGUAAUUGAGGAGUGCAUAAAGCAGAUGGGUGUUGAGCUAAACCAAAUGAGAGCCAAUGGCACCAGCACAGCCAAUAAGAACAGUGCAGCGAUGGACGCGGAGAUCGUUCUGAGGCCGCUCAUGGACUUCUUGGACAAAACAUUAAGUCUUUCAGCAAAAAUCUGUGAGAAAACGGUCCUGAAGCGAGUUCUGAAGGAACUCUGGAAGCUAGUUCUUAACAAGAUAGAGAAACAGAUCGUCCUCCCUCCGCUGACAGACCAAACAGGACCUCAGAUGAUCUUCAUCGCAGCUAAAGAUCUCGGUCAGUUAUCCAAACUGAAGGAGCACAUGAUUCGAGAAGAUGCCAAGGGUCUGACGCCAAGACAAUGUGCGAUAAUGGAGGUGGUCUUGGCCACCAUCAAGCAAUACUUUCAUGCUGGAGGAAAUGGCCUGAAGAAGAAUUUUCUGGAGAAAAGCCCAGACCUCCAUUCCCUGAGAUAUGCUCUCAGCCUCUACACACAAACUACGGAUGCUUUGAUCAAGAAGUUCAUAGAGACGCAAAGCUCACAGAGCCGCUCCUCCAAAGAUUCUGUAGGUCAGAUCUCUGUCCAUGUGGAUGUUACCACCACCCCAGGGACUGGAGAGCAUAAAGUCACUGUAAAAGUGAUUGCUAUCAACGACCUAAACUGGCAGACCACGGCCAUGUUCCGCCCCUUUGUGGAAGUUUUCAUGCUGGGACCAAGCCUGGGGGACAAGAGGAGAAAACAAGGGACAAAGACAAAGAGCAACACAUGGUCACCGAAGUACAAUGAAACCUUCCAGUUCAUUCUGGGAAGUGAGAACCGUCCAGGAGCCUAUGAACUUCACCUCUCAGUUAAGGAUUACUGCUUCGCCCGGGAAGAUCGAAUAAUUGGGAUGACAGUCAUUCAGUUACAGAACAUCGCCGAGAAAGGGAGCUACGGAGCGUGGUACCCUCUUCUGAAAAACCUCUCUAUGGAUGAAACUGGCUUGACCAUCCUUAGAAUACUCUCUCAGAGGACCAGCGACGAUGUCGCUAAAGAGUUUGUGAGGCUUAAAUCUGAAACAAGGUCUACUGAAGAGAGUGCCUGA